Messenger RNA from Strongylus vulgaris, 194 nucleotides. Lineage: Eukaryota; Metazoa; Nematoda; Chromadorea; Rhabditida; Strongylidae. The record is from the annotation of a GenBank genome assembly.
AUGGAAUGGGAUGCCAUGGGAAUAAAAUUUGAUGACCGGCAACUGCAUCACGCUUCACCAACGACAUCAUGCUGGCCAAAUUCGAGAUCUGCGUGGAAAGGUCAGUCUGAAGCUGAAUCGGACGAAGACGGUGCGUAUAAAAAACAGAUGGCUUCAACGAGUACCAAACGCUCAUGUUUUCCUUUGUUUUGAUC